ACCUGCAAACAUGUCUUUUGUGGACACUCUGCGCCAGUGGGAUGAGGCUGUAACAUGCGUUGACAGACAGGAUUUCUCCCAAGCACUCAGGAUUUUCUUGGCUAUCCAAGAACCAAACUCCAAAAUUUUUUUUGACAUUGGCUGUCUCCACCUUCUUAACCAAGACCUUGAUGCUGCUGAAAAGGCAUUUGAUGGCAGCAUACGCAAAGAUGAACAUUUGGCCAUUGCCUUCUUUCAAAGAGGAAUCACCUUUUACAAAAAGAAGAGGUAUGAGGAGAGUUUAGCUGAUUUCCAGAGAGCCUUCAAAGCACUCAGGGGCAACCAGCUGAUAGAUUACAAAGCGCUUGGUCUCAGAUACAUACUAUAUGCUUGUGAUGUUCUCCACAAUAUGGCCUUGGUUGACGCUCAUCUGGGUAACUGGGAAAAGGCCCAGGGACACCUUAUGAGGGCUCUCGACUACAAGACAGAGGCCAAGUUUAAUAUCAUCGACAAUGCUCUGCAUUCAGUCCUAAAACAGAAACUUUUCAAACUGGUCGAGUUCCCAUCAAAAAUGCUGUUCAAACCAAAUAAGCACUAUGUUGCAGAGCUGGAGAAGAAGGACUACCUGGGCAAAGCAAAGGUUGUUGCCUCUGUUGUUCCUCAAGAUGAGUUCUCUGGAUUUGCCCCAUUACAGCCACAGGUGAAAGAUGGUCCAACUUCUCCAAAAGAACCAGAGGUUCUGAGGGCUUUGGAAGGAGAACCGCACACUGUGCUGUUUGAGUUUGUUCCUGAGACCAGUGAUGAGCUGGCUGUAGUGCCGGGCAAUAUUGUGUUUGUGCUGCAGAAGGGUGCUGACAACUGGGCAUACGUGGUCUUCAAUGAAAGACGGGGACUCGUUCCUUACAAUUAUCUGGAACGUUUGGAAAUCUCGUUGGCUUCUAAAAAAAACAAGGGAAUAACGCCACCUCCAAGCCGAGAACCACCCACCAGACCUGAAAGGAUACAAGGUCUUACUCCAAGUGAAACAAGCAGUGGAAACCGUCAGCGUAAGUCUCCAGACAAUUCCUGUAUCGUCAAAGUGCACUUCGUAUUCAACUUUGUCGUCUCAGUACCGCGUGGGUCACCCUACGUGAUACUGAUUGAGAAAAUCAGCAAGAAGCUGAAUCUCCCUUCUACUGCGUUCACCUUGAGUUUAACCUCUGAGGCAAGUGGACAAAGUGUACUCAAUGCCAACACAGACACUGAAAAGCUGUGGAGCCGUGCCAGCGGUGGGCGCAUCACCUUGUGGUGUAACGCCAAGGAGCAAACCGAUGGAAAACCUCAGGAGGAGGAGAUUCAGCUGGUGGCACUUCACUCCUAUGAGUCAUCAAAUCCAGAGGAUCUAAAUUUUCAGCAAGGGGAUAAAAUCACACUUCUCUCUAGAGUUAACCAAGACUGGCUGGAAGGGCAGUGCAAUGGGAAUACUGGUAUAUUCCCUGCAUCCUUCGUGGAAGAAGCUCCCGGGAAUGGCCAGUGAUUUAUGUAAAUGUGAGAAAGGCCAGGUACUAAUCUGUUAUAAAAGCUGAAAACACUGAUCAACAAGUUUUCAAAAGUUGUCCAGAAAAUCGGCCAUUUCUUAUGGAUUUUGAUGUACUGAAUCCAAAUAUGACAAAACAGCUGAUUAUAUUUAACAUUUCCCACUUAUGUCCAUUAUUUACAUGAGUUUUAAAUCAUAAAUUGUAAGGUUAUCUCUUCUCAUUUGUUUAUAUUGCUUCAUAUGAUAUUUCUUGCAUGUGUGUGUGGGAUGUUGCGACAUGGAGAACCAUCAGUUUCAUCAGUUCCCCAGAAUUUUAUGACAUGUACAAUGCUGAGCAAAAGUCUUGAACCACCCCCACAUUUCUUUGGAUUUUGCGUCCAAGGAGCCAGACUUCAUUGUAUUUUUUUUUUUAAGUGCUCUUGCGCAAUAGUUCUUCAGGCUUUCUUAAGACCUUUCAAAGUUUGUUUAGGACAAAAGCAUGAUAAUCACCCCAAACACAGCCAAUGCAGUUAAAGCAUGGAAAGAAAAACACUAUCAGUCAUUGAUUGGCCUCCCCAGACACUGGACUUCAACAUUAUUGAAGCUGUGUGGGAUCAUCAUGACAGAACAGAACAAAAGGCAGCCAACAUCCAAAGACUUGUUAAAAUUAUACAAACUCUGUUUUUUGCCGUACAUACUGCAUUUCCAUGCAUGUUUCAGUUAAUAACUGCACUUCUUUGCCAUGUUCCUAGCUAAAUAUAAAGAAAUGAAAUAUACAGUACUGUGCAAUACUUUUGCACAAAAGGUAUUUUUUUAUUUAUCAAUGUAGGGCACCAACACAGGAAAUGCAAAGGUUGCAUGCAGUUCACUGGUGCAGGCUCUAUGAGUCACAGUACGUUCUCCAGCAUAUUGUUAGAAAAAGAAAAAUAUGACUUGGAUACUUUAAUAUGCUCAGUGAACUAUUUAACUUUACUCUGCUGCAUUAUAGAUUUCCUGCUGCUACAAAGGCGAUAUCCAAGGUCAGUGUAUAGGUCAAAAGGUCAAAUAGAGAUAAUAAGAUUUGAAAAGUGUAUUUCAUACUUGAUAGAUUUCCAUACAAGCCAAUUUCAUCCAAAUUGGAUGAAAAAUUUAGGAAGAGUGGCCGUUUGGAACCUACCCCCAUUCAGGAUCUAUUUUCCAACAUUUAAAAAGUCAUUUUUAGUUUAGUCAUUUCUGGUUUCAACUAAGAAGUUUUGGUCUAUCAUGAUGUCAUAACCGAUUGAAACCAAUGAAUCAUUGAUUGCUGUAAUUUAAAUAAAGACUAC
Archocentrus centrarchus (flier cichlid) is the source of this 2778-nucleotide messenger RNA. It is a transcript of the gene ncf2, whose product is annotated as neutrophil cytosolic factor 2. Bases 11 to 1495 code for a protein of 494 amino acids. NCBI's taxonomy places the organism in Eukaryota, Metazoa, Chordata, Actinopteri, Cichliformes, Cichlidae. The transcript has 15 exons. The record is from RefSeq and is a predicted model, not a curated record. Gene Ontology annotation, biological process: superoxide anion generation. Gene Ontology annotation, molecular function: superoxide-generating NADPH oxidase activator activity; protein binding.